Messenger RNA from Danio rerio (zebrafish), 1233 nucleotides. The record is from RefSeq and is a predicted model, not a curated record. NCBI's taxonomy places the organism in Eukaryota, Metazoa, Chordata, Actinopteri, Cypriniformes, Danionidae.
ACGAGCUGAGUAGAAAAUUACUGCCAAAGAAAUUCAAUUAUAUUCAAAAUCCUAGGUUUUACCAAGAUUUGCUGAAGAACAUCUUGUACUAAAGGCAAACUUUACUUCACCAAAUGGAGCAAUGCAUCAACACUGACACAGGAUGAGUCACUUAUGUGGUGUGGCUGAAGACCUAUAUAAGUGAGUGGUGGUCUUCACCAAGUGCAUUUUUUACCAAGAUGACUAAAGCGAUCAGCCUGCUGCUCUCAGUAACUCUGAUAAGCUUGGCACUGACUGGUGCAUUCGGAGCUGAUAUCAUCAAUGGCAAAAAGGCUAAGAAGAGCUCUUUGCUGUACAUGGCAUCAGUGCAGAUUAAUGGAGAACACAAAUGUGGAGGAUUUCUGAUUGAUCCAAGUUACGUGCUCACGGCUGCACACUGCAAUAAACAAGGCAAUAUGAGUGUGAUCCUGGGAACCCAUGACAUCAGUCCAAAAGGGACAAAUGUGAAACGUUACAGAGUGCAAAAUAAGCAUAUACAUCCAUCCUACAAAUCUGUAAAAACUGGGAAAGACAUCAUGCUUCUAAAGCUGUACAAGAAGGUGAAGAUAGGCAAAGAUGUAAAACUCGUCACAAUCCCGAGCAAGGACAAACCGCUGAAACCGAAGUCCAAGUGUCUGGUUGCAGGAUGGGGGAAAACUGAAAAAGACAACACUGUGAACGAUCUUCUGGUGACAGAUGUGUUGACUAUCAACAAAACCGUCUGCCAAUCAGUGUGGAAAAAAAUCAAUGUUGAACUGCCUGACAAUAUUCUCUGUGCUGGAGGCUAUGAGACCAAAAGUGGCGCUUGCCAGGGGGAUUCAGGUGGGCCGCUGGUGUGCAGUGGACAAGCAGUGGGCAUCGUCUCUUUCAACAUGGGCCGCUGCGACUACCCCAAUACUCCAAAUAUUUACACUCAGAUUUCCAAAUACACCCACUGGAUAAAAAAGGUGAUCCGUGGAGGUUCCUGAUGCCUGUGUUAACCUCACCUGUAUCAAAAUAAACUUUUAUGGUACCACUUAUAUGCUACAGAUUAAACAUUGUAAUAAAUGUGAGAAAACAACAAUAAAAACUCAAUGACUUCCUUCUUUUAAAGUGCCACUUCAGAGAGAGUGAAACUGUUCGAGGGGCUGUUUGAUUCUCAACCGCAGCUAAAGCACACUGACAUCAACCACAUCCUAAGUUACAAAACUGUCUUGUCUUUUAAAAAUUUAUGCA